AGGAAACCCAUAAACCCUCUCGCACCUGACAGUGCAAGAGUUCCCAGACACCACUGACUCACUGAGUGUGUUCUAAUUUACAUAUUUUAUAUAUAUUUAUAAUAUAUCAAAAUCUCAUGUAAAAUAACCAGAUCUCCUUACCUUGCAAUGAAACACCCUCGCCGAGCUCCAAUCCCGCUGCGUAGAAUGACGAUCAGAGACGCUUUGCUGUGCUUCUUCAUCGUAAUCCAUUAUUUUUCAGCUGCUUCCGCUGAUUCCAUCCACGGCUGUGGCGGAUUUGUCGAGGCUAGUACGUCUUUGAUGAAGUCGAGGACGACGAAUGCUGCGAAAUUGGAUUAUUCUCAUAUCACGAUUGAGCUUCGCACGGUGGAUGGACUGGUAAAGGACAGAACUCAGUGUGCUCCCAAUGGCUACUACUUCAUUCCAGUAUACGACAAGGGUUCUUUGGUAAUUCAAAUAAAUGGACCAGAAGGAUGGGCGUGGGACCCAGAGAAGGUUCCUGUUGUUGUUGACGAUACUGGUUGCAAUGGCAAUGAAGAUAUAAAUUUCCGUUUCACAGGGUUCACCAUUUCUGGUAAGGUGGUGGGAGCUGUGGGUGGAGAGAGCUGUGCUCUUAAGAAUGGAGGCCCUUCAAAUGUAAAAGUUGAACUUUUGUCUCCUAAUGGCGAUCUCGUCUCUUCUGUCUUGACAUCAUCAAUGGGGAGUUACUUGUUCACAAAUAUACUUCCAGGAAAAUAUGAAUUACGUGCUUCGCAUUCUGAUCUGAAAGUUGAAGUUCGAGGCUCCACAGAGGUGGAAUUGGGGUUUGGAAAUGGUGUAGUUGAUGACAUUUUCUUUGUCCCUGGGUAUGAUGUCCAUGGCUUUGUUGUUGCUCAGGGAAAUCCAAUAUUGGGAGUUCACAUGUAUUUAUACUCAGAUGAUGUCUUAGAGGUAGAUUGUCCCCAAGGUUCUGGUAAUGCCCCUGGACAAAGAAAGGCUCUCUGUCAUGCUGUAUCCAAUGCUGAUGGAAUGUUUAUGUUUAAAUCAAUACCCUGUGGAAGAUACGAGCUCAUACCUUUCUACAAGGGUGAAAACACAGUAUUUGAUGUUUCACCUCCCAUUGCAUCAGUGAUUGUUGAGCAUCAACAUGUGACAGUUCCCCAAAAGUUUCAGGUCACUGGAUUUUCUGUUGGGGGCCGUGUAGUUGAUGGAAAUGACGUUGGAGUGGAGGGUGUUAAAAUUAUAGUUGAUGGUCAUGAAAGGUCUAUCACUGACAAACAAGGAUUUUACAAGCUCGAUCAGGUUACUUCCAAUCGCUAUACAAUAGAGGCCAUAAAGGAGCAUUACAAAUUCAACAAACUGAAGGAUUAUAUGGUAUUGCCAAACAUGGCUUCAGUUACUGAUAUUAAAGCAGUUUCCUAUGAUGUAUGUGGUGUAGUUCGGAUGGUUAGUGCUGGUUUCAAGGCAAAGGUAGCUUUGACUCAUGGACCAGAAAAUGUCAAACCUCAAGUGAAACUGACUGAUGGAAGCGGAAAUUUCUGCUUUGAGGUUCUACCAGGUGGAUACCGCUUAUCUGCUAUGGCAGCUACGCCUGAGAGUGCUCCUGGACUCAUGUUUUUGCCAUCGCAUGUUGACAUUGUUGUCAAAAGUCCAUUGUUGAAUGUUGAAUUUUCUCAGGCACUAGUCAAUGUACUUGGUACUGUAGCCUGCAAGGAGAACUGUGGCCCGUUAGUUUCUGUUACCCUUGUGAGAUUCGCUGGUAAACGCAAUGAAGAGAGAAAGACAGUUACUUUGACUGACAACAGCAGUGAAUUCCUCUUUUCAAAUGUCAUCCCUGGACAAUACAAGCUUGAGGUCAAACACAACUCCCCAGAAGGAGUGACAAGGGAAGAUAAUUGGUGCUGGGAGCAGAGCUUCAUUGAUUUGGACGUUGGUGCUGAGGAUGUAGAAGGAAUUGUAUUCGUUCAAAAAGGUUACUGGGUUAAUGUUAUCUCCACCCAUGAUGUAGAUGCUUACAUGACUCAAGAAGAUGGGUCACCUGUAAAUUUGAAGAUUAAGAAAGGUUCCCAGCAUAUAUGUGUAGAAUCUCCCGGAUUGCAUGAACUUCAUUUUGUUAACUCAUGUAUUUUCUUUGGGAGUUCAUCAAUGAAGAUUGAUACAUUCAACCCUUUGCCCAUCUAUCUGAAAGGAGAGAAGUAUCUACUUAAAGGACGGAUCAAUGUUGAAUCUAGCACACUUGAUGGUGCAUAUGAAGUACCCGAGAGUAUUGCUGUGGACAUUCUGAACAGUGGGGGCAGUGUUGUUGAUGGUACCACAGCUAAACUUAGUUCCAAUGACAAUGAUCAAACAAGUGCUGCCAUUUAUGAGUUCUCUGUAUGGGCUAAUCCUGGAGACAAACUUACCUUUGUUCCUCGGGACUCAAGGAAUAAUGGGGCGAAGAAGAUCUUGUUUUAUCCUAGACAACGUCAUGUCUCGGUGACAAAUGAUGGUUGUCAAGCUUCCAUUCCUCCAUUUUCUGCUCGGUUGGGCUUAUAUAUUGAAGGAUCCGUUUCUCCUCCUCUUUCUGGUGUUGAUAUUAGUAUUCUUGCUGCUGGAGAUAGCCACAUUGCUGCCCUUAAGAACAGUGAAUUAGUACUUGAAACUACCACAAAGAUGGAUGGAUCCUUCAUUGCUGGACCUUUAUAUGAUGACAUAACGUAUAGCGUUGAGGCUUCGAAGGUAGGGGCCUCAGGGGCGAGGAUUUUUGAAACAAGCAGCAGGAAAAAGAAGGUGAUCUUCCUGAAGAGGGAUGAAUUAGUAUGGCUGGGGCGUAUAGUGGGGGAGUUGGUGGCAGUAGAAACAUCUGAAGUAUUUUGGGAUCAAUCCAGGGCAGGGUAUCCACGGAUUAUCGCGCAGAAAUGCUCCAAUAGACAUGGGCGAUUUUUGACAAUAGAAGAAUUUGAUGGAAGGCAAAGGAGCGGCUCGAUCAUCAUCCCAGAAGGCCGAUAUGGUCAAGGGUGGAAACGUUUUAUAUCGGAGGUGCGUCGGGCAAAGGAUUUCUUCUGUGAAAUCAGGGAGGCAAAGGAAGGUAAGAAGGCCAAGGAGGGGGUGGAAAGGAGAAGUUAUGUGGAGGCAUUGGGUGUUUCGGUGCAACCGGCAGAGGAUUGCUUCAACUCCUUUCCAGAGCCGAUAGCAAAGGUUCCAAGGAGGCUGAAAGAGGCUUCGGUAGAGAUGGACAAUCAUUUUCAUAUGUCCGGCAAGCGAGGGCUGGGGUCGCAAGCUCCGGCGAGGCCUGUCGACGGUUGUGAGGAGGGAACUAUGAAGAACCAUCUGACUGCUGUGGCGGGAAACUGCAACCCAGAGGUAGGGGGAAUGGCAGGAGAGGUCAGCAGGAUGCCGGUGAGCAGAGGCAAUUCUCCGGUGAGCAGUCGGUACUCUUCGGCGAGACAGUCAGCCUCGAUAUUUGUUGCUGAUCACGUGAAGGGUCAGGAGAGGGAUGGUUGCCACGACGAGCAGGAUUUCUUACGUGUUGAAGUUGAGCUCAUUAAUGCUAGGGAGUUGUUGUGCAGACUGAGAGGUGAGGUCGACGUGGGUUUGAAUAGGCUUGACUUAGCUAUUAAAAAUAUUGAGGGCAGGAGCCGUCCUUCUAAGUUUGAUGGGCUUCGGGAAGGGGUUUCGGUUAGAGGGGAUAAGUCUGAAUUGGUGAUGGCCCAGCCCAUGUCGUUACAGGGUGGGUGGUCCAAGCUGGUUCAGAAGCAGCCUCCUCAACCGGUGCAGAAGUAUUUUAGGAAGAAGCUUGCAAGGCCCACUCGGGUAUUUGGUAUUGGGCCGGGCCCGGCGAGUGAGACCCUGGCAGUGCAAGACUGUUCUUUUAUGGAGGGUGUGACGAGGCCUUUGGUGUUAGGGGAGGGCUCGGGCGCAGGGUCGAAGCAGGUGGGUGUGCCGGAGCUCGUGGCGGGUGGUCCAAGUUCUCCGGUGGGUUCUGUCGGUCUUCCGGUAACUUCUGCGCCUAGGUCGAUGUCCGACGCCAGGGACGGCCUUGUCCCUCCUAUGUCGAGCGUUCCUGUGAUCACGGCUGAGGCGCCGAUGAAGGUAGGAGAGACUGGAAAGGAGUCGGCGAGGUUGAUUCCGGCGAAGGUUGUUAGUCAGGGUGACGCUCCGUUGGUGGGCAGCUCUGGUCAGGCUACGUUGACGCCGGGUCUGUGCGUUUCUGUCGUGGGGCUUCCGGCGAAGGUUCAGGUCACUCCCUUCGUUACUGAUGCUCUUCCUCUGCCCGGGACUGACCUUUCUGUUCAGAGCUUGCCGAGGAGAGUGUCGAGCACGCCUGAUUUGGGGAUUUUGGGGAAGGAGCCUGACAUUAGGGUGUCUUCGGCCGGUAUUUUGGUAAGCUCCGUUACUAGUUCGAUGCCCGGCGACAAGGAGGCCAACGGCGUUUCUCUACCAAUGGAUCCUGCUCCUCUUAGUCAUGCUGUUCAGUGUUCCCCUAAGGGGGGUUCGUGUGUCCCUGCUACAGGGAUUUUGGGAAAGAUGCCUGGCGAGUGGGUGCUCCCUGGGCUCGCUAUCGAUGGCUGUGAGGAGUCCGGGAGGGAGGAUUUAAUGGGAAGCAAUCCAGCUGAUCAGUCCCUGGGUGGUUCUGUGUUGGGUUUGCUGAGCAAGGAACCGGAGUUAAGAGUGACACCGAUUGAUAGUGGGGGUAGGGAUCCUUCUGCAGUAGAGGUUUCUACCACCCAGGAGUCUUUUGUCCCAAAUUCUUGUCCUGAGGAGUCGCUGGAGGAGCAGGAGAGGGUCUUUAUCACUAAGGCCUGCAAGGAAGUCGGUCUUUCUUGUGACGGAGAAGAAGGAAAGUUUGAGGAGACUAUCGGGUUAUUGAUGGCUGCCAAUAAAGGCAAUGAGUCGGAAAGGGAAGAGGGUACUUCUACAGCCAAAAAAGGUAAGAGGGAGCUUUAUCUUUUGCAGUCCUCUGCCAAUUUUAUGGAGUAUUCUGCGAGGGACGGGAAAAAGGGGAGGGCCAGGCGAGUUAAAUUAUGA
Molecule: messenger RNA, 4986 nt
Organism: Corylus avellana
Lineage: Eukaryota; Viridiplantae; Streptophyta; Magnoliopsida; Fagales; Betulaceae
Source: RefSeq, a predicted model, not a curated record